AUGGCUUCACCCGCUGGUAUCGGAAACGAAGAAGCAGCACCUUUGCUUGCGACAUCAUCAACAUCAACCAAUGGUGUAAUCCGAUCGCAGUAUCAAUCCUUAGGUCACAGUUAUAGUACCAAUGAGGACGUCAACGAUGAUACCAGUACUGUAGAUGCCACGUCGUGGGCUCUCAACCAGAGCGCACGCAGACUCUACAUCUCUCACACCUUGUCAACAUGGAACUCUCGUGUCUUCGAAUUCGGGAGUGUACUAUAUCUCGCUUCUAUCUUUCCUGGAACAUUGAUGCCUCUUGCAGUAUAUUCAAUGGUUAGAGGAGCUGCUGCAAUCAUGUUAUCAUCCUGGGUUGGUCACUACAUCGACCGCAAUGACCGCCUCAAGACGGUGAGGUUGUCGAUAAUGUCCCAGCGACUUUCUGUUGCUGUCUGUUGCGUCAUAUUCUUUGUACUGGGUAAGGUUCAAGCUGUCUCGCGCGAGUUGCGGAUUGGUUUGCUCGCAGUCUUGAUUCUCAUGGCUUGUAUUGAAAAGCUGGCCGCCAUAAUGAAUCUCGUCUCAGUUGAGAGAGACUGGGUCAUCGUUGUGGCUCGCUCAGACACUACUGCACUCCGAACUAUGAAUUCGCAGAUGAGGCGUAUCGACCUUGUUUGUAAACUCCUUGGGCCGUUUUUCAUAGGAAUUAUCGAUGGUAUAUCCACGGAAACGGCAAUUCUUUUAAACUUGUCGAUGAACUGCGCUUCGGUCGUGAUCGAGUAUUUUACCAUUGCCAAGGUUUACUACCAGGUACCUGAGCUACAACAAGCAAAGACCACGCCUCAUAUUGCACCGCUCAACAAUGAAGACACACAGCAGGGUCGCCAAAAUCUUUGGAUCUCAUUCAGAAAAGGGUUGCAAAAGGCGUUGAGUGACCUCCGUCUUUAUUUUACCCAUCCAGCCUUUGCCCCCUCCUUUUCGAUGGCUCUUCUUUACUGCACAGUUCUGUCUUUCGGUGGAGUCAUGGUCACGUAUCUGCUGUCAAGCGGAUAUACUUCAUCCCAAAUCGCCGCAAUGAGAACAGUCUCGGUGGGAUUCGAAGUCCUGGCUACAUGGAUCGGGCCCUGGCUGAUGAAAAAGAUUGGGCCAGUCCGUGCUGGUCUUUGGUUUUUGAGUUGGCAACUGGGGUGCUUAGCAGUUGGUGUAUCCAUAUUCUGGCGAUACGCCGAUAAUGUUCUCGUCUCAACACUAGGCCUUGUAUGUGGCUCGAUGCUGAGUAGGGUCGGGCUCUGGGGCGUUGAUCUUUCGGCGCAAGUCAUCAUACAAGAGGAAGUUGAGCCUGAGAAUCGAGGAGCCUUUUCUGCUGUGGAAGCAAGCUGGCAAAAUGUAUUCGAGAUGUGUUCAUUCACGUCGACUAUCAUCUUCUCGUCGCCUACACAGUUCCACAACCCUACGGCAAUCAGCGUAACGGCGGUAUUCUUUGCAUGGGCUCUGUACAGCUCAUUUGUGAAGAAGCGACGAGGCCAUCUUGUUCACUGGCCAAGUUGCAUCUCCCCAGAAAAGCAACAAGCGACAAUAGACGAGUUGUUCGAGACCAUGCCUUCGAGGCGGAGAGAGGGGCUCUAA
Molecule: messenger RNA, 1596 nt
Organism: Fusarium sp. VM40
Lineage: Eukaryota; Fungi; Ascomycota; Sordariomycetes; Hypocreales; Nectriaceae
Source: the annotation of a GenBank genome assembly